AUGCCGCAGGACAUAUACAGCCCCUCCAGCGGGCCGCCAUCCGACGCCACCAUCCGCACUCUCACCACGUUCCACGGCAUUCUCUGGCGACAGGUCGAGAAACGACACCGAAUGGCCCGAGUCGAGGAGCAGGCAUUAGAGCAGAAGAGGGGCCCGGUUAACGUCAACAACAGCUGGCCCACGCCCACCAGAGUCCCAUGGUCCGAGGCGCACUUGCUCCGUCCGCUCUUCAAAGCCCUAAUGGCGAUUACCUGCUGCGCCGACUACGACAACGAGGACUCCACCACGGCGGGCCGCUUCCCGGUCUACCUGGUCCGCACCGGCGUCGAGGACGGUCUUUCGGCACCCAUCUCGUUCGAUGCCGAACUUGCCGCCCACAGGAUGAAAUUCAUGUCGGAAAACGUCGUAAAGACAACGCUUGAGGCCGCCGUCGAUUUCAUCAUGGCUCUGGAAGCGCGCGAAGCCGCUGUCUUUGGCACCCAGCCAGACCCGGCUUACAUCGAGGCGCCGCCAAGGGACAAGGAAGGCCGCGAGCUGACAAGACUUCCGAGCAGCCAGUGGGUUAGCGACGAGAAGGCGGCCGAGUGGGGUUGGGGCGGACGCGGCCGGCUCUGGGACGAGGUCAGGUGUCCUCGCUUCGAGCAGAGGGCACUGCGCUCUUACAAGUCGUUCCUGUUCGCACAGCAAAUGUACAGAGAAGGACGGCGGGAACCACCACCGUAUAGUCCUCUUCCAGACCCAGAAAAAGGGAAGGAGGCUCGUGUCGCCGGGGAAUACGAAUGA
Chaetomium fimeti is the source of this 783-nucleotide messenger RNA. RefSeq lists its product as uncharacterized. NCBI's taxonomy places the organism in Eukaryota, Fungi, Ascomycota, Sordariomycetes, Sordariales, Chaetomiaceae. The transcript has a single exon. The record is from RefSeq and is a predicted model, not a curated record. The coding region runs from base 1 to 783 and encodes 260 amino acids.